AAGCAAAAGGCCAAAGUUAAAGACGCGGGGAAAAAAGGAAAAGGAAGGGGGUGAAAAAGAGCUUUUUCUUGAAAACGAAAAGGGAGUGUGCAAAAAGGGACCAACUUUGUCUUUGUUCCCUCACGUUUUCUGCGCUCUUCUCUCUGGGAUUUUCCUCUUUUGCGGGAGAGGGGGAGAAAGGGUUUUUGUGGAGGGGUUUUUAAAGUUUCUGGGUCUCCUCAAAAGCGCAUCUUUACUUCCCUCUUUUAACAAAAAGGAAUUCGGAGAGGUUUCUUGACGGGCUAUGGUUUUGGCAUUGAGGGUGCGCGAGAGAGUUUCUGCGGAGAAGAUGAGCGGCGGAGGCUUCGGGUCUGCGAAUAGAGACCCGGGCAUCAAGCUCUUCGGGAGGAAUAUUCCGGCGCCGGAGUGUCGGGUUCCGGCGGGUUCUGCUGGCGGCUCUCGGGCUGUGUCGGCCUCUGGAGUGACGCAUGCCUGUAGUGAUAUUGCAAAACCAGAAACUGUCAAACAUGGACAUCCUCAUAAUUCAGCUGUUGGUGGAGAUAAUGCCACAGUAAUGCGGAAUCUUCAAAAUGGUCAUGCAGAGACUAAGUAUGCUGACCAAGAAAAGGUUUUCAAGAAGCCUGACAAGAUCCUUCCAUGUCCGAGAUGCAACAGUCUUGAGACAAAGUUCUGUUAUUUCAACAACUACAAUGUAAAUCAACCUCGACACUUCUGCAGGAACUGCCAGAGAUAUUGGACAGCUGGGGGAACGAUGCGAAAUGUGCCAAUCGGCGCUGGACGGCGGAAGAACAAGCACCUGGCCUCUCAAUAUUGUCAAGCAACUCAAUCUUCCAGUAGCACACUAAACACUAGAUUAGACAUUCCAGAGACAGCAGUGAAUCAUCAGUUUAUGGCACCGAAAGACAUUACUUCAAGAACCCUCGGGCCUUCAGUGGGAAACGGGAGAGUAUUGAAGUUUGGUCCUGAGGCAUCUUUAUCCGAAUCUGUGGAGACUGUUCUUAGUCUCAAAGACCCAAAAAUAUGCAUUGAGACAGGUUCUAUCAAUUGUGUCCAAACUAGAGAAGAAGCUUCCCCGUCUGCUUCUUCCAUGACAGGUUACAGUAUUUAUGAUUCGAGCAAAAGCACUGCUGAAAAUGAAGAAAUAGGGAUAUUGGGAUCUUGUCGCAAGCAGAAUUCCCUCGAUCCUAUGCACUUUUACCCUGUUCCUGCAUGUUUUAUCCCCUUGAACACAGGUUGGGAACAUCUAGCUUCUUUUAGGACAACUCACUACUCUCCAGAGCAAGUUGCAGGAGUUGCGACCCCUAAUUCCAUUCGUUUGAGCCCCACACCCAUGUUAGCGGUUCCUGGUAUUUGCCCUCCCAGCAUUCCCUUACAAAUUGUACCUAUGGCGUCGUAUUUUGGUUGCAUGCCUCUACACACCUCCGGUCUGAGCACCACACCAUCGAGUGGAAUGAACCAUGGCCCAUCAUCUUCAUCUCCAUCUUCCCCAAUGGUUAAUGCAUGUUGCUCUGCAAGUGUCUCGCCGGCCCUCGGCAAGCACUCAAGAGAUGCGAAUCUUGUAGAUUUUGAAAGGUCAGAUACGUGCGUCUUGGUUCCAAAGACACUGAGGAUCGAUAACCCAAGCGAAGCCUCGAAGAUUCCUAUAUGGACGACGCUGGGUAUCGGGCCAGGUAAGGCUAAAGCGGAAAAUGACCUCAAGGAUUCCGAUGCCGCACACAUAAUGGAGGUUAACCCGGCGGCAUUUUCUCGGUCUCAAACAUUUCAAGAGAGCACUUAAGAGAUUGUAAUGAAUUCAUUGGCUGUGACUUCGUGACACUGAUGUUGUGGUUCAGUCAGCUUGUCAUCGAAUAUUGACAACGGUUAAUUCUGUUCCAAAAGUUGCUGGGUAUGCUCACUGCUUCCCAUUUUGCGAACUUGAUCUGUAAAUAUUCAUGUGAGCCAGAUUGAAUGAAAGAUUUUUAUAACAUCCAAAGCUUCUGUAGUAAUUGUCAAUCAGGGAAAAAUGCACUUUGUGUACUUGUGUAGCA
Rhodamnia argentea is the source of this 2027-nucleotide messenger RNA. Its product is annotated as cyclic dof factor 3-like. The transcript is spliced from 2 exons. The record is from RefSeq and is a predicted model, not a curated record. Gene Ontology annotation, molecular function: DNA binding; DNA-binding transcription factor activity. NCBI's taxonomy places the organism in Eukaryota, Viridiplantae, Streptophyta, Magnoliopsida, Myrtales, Myrtaceae. Gene Ontology annotation, biological process: regulation of DNA-templated transcription. Bases 284 to 1777 code for a protein of 497 amino acids.